UUAAUAGAAUGGUUAAUUUCUAAUUUAAAAUUUUAUUCUCAUGAUUAAACUGAAAUGAACUACACUAGAGUCCCGUUAUAGCGAGGUGUCACGGUUCCGGGUUUGAUCCUCGCUAUAACCGAAUUGGACAAAUUUUGGCCCGCAAAAAUAAAAAAUUAACCGAAAAUAGCAUAAAAAUUGUGUUUAAACCUGUAUAAUUGGAAAAUAACACGUUAUUUUAACAAAAUCUUAAUUUCUGUGAGCAGAUGUGUGAUUUCUCUUUAAAACGAUACCCCAUAAGUACGGAUGCGUCAAAAUAACCAGAAUACUACCACAGGGUUCGUACGGUCCUUAGAAGUCCUUAAAAAGUCCUUAUUUUUGAAUACUGUUUUUAAGGGCCCUUAAAAGUGCUUACUUUUUUACGUUUGUCGUGUUGACUUUAGAAGUUACUUUUUCCUUUGUUACGCAUUGGAUGUUACGUAACGGUAGUACGACUAUGUUUUUAUGGUACAAAUAUUGGGCCGAAUAGCUUAGUAAAUGUCGUACGAUGUACCAGAAUACUUUUGUUAGUGCACAAAAUAUACCGGAAUUAUCGGUUUACCGGCUUAUAGUGCUCAUAACUACUGAACAGAGCGCGCUGUAGUAGCUGUGUUAGUGUUUUGGCGCGUAAAUGCAGAAGUUUCGUUGUUUUGACUUGGUGUGAUUGUUUUUUCUUGUGAGAAAGGAUAUCUGCUAGUGAAUUUAUCUUGACCGUGAUGCCGGGGAAGUGUGUCUUUAACAUACUUUGGCUCGAAAAAGAGCAGUACAAAAAGUGGCUUUCCCGUGACCCAGACAAGCACAAGGCAAGAUGCCGAUUGUGCUGUGAAGUUUUCGAUAUAGGGAAUAUGGGCGAAUCGGCUUUGAAAGCACACAUGGCAGGGUCGAAGCACUCUUCAUUAGUUGAAGAGAAAACCAAGACCGUUGCGAUAAAAGAGUUUUUCAGUCCCAUGAACUUACCUAAUCAAACUUCUUCAACCUCAAAUGCUGCAGGUGUAUGCAAGCCAGCUACAGAAGCAAGUGGUAGUUUGAAUUUGUUUACCACUGGGAAAGACGUUCUGGAUGCAGAAAUUUUGUGGACUUUAAAGUGUAUUUGUAAUAACUAUUCGUACAAGUCUUGUGAGGAUUCAUCUCAACUUUUUGCUAGAAUGUUUCCAGACGGUUUAGUCGCACGACAGUUCUCUUGCGGUGAAAAGAAAGUGGCAUAUUUGUGUCAUUUUGGUUUGGCUCCCCAUUUCCAGACACUUUUAUUCAAAUCUUUUCAGGACACUAGUCACUAUGUCUUGCUGUUUGACGAAACACUGAAUAAAAGCACCCAGCAAAAACAAAUGGACAUCCAUAUUAGAUUCUGGCAUACUGACAAUUCAGUGAGAACACGUUAUGUUACUUCAGCUUUCAUUGGUCAUGCCACAGCUGAUGAUUUACUGAAGGCAUUUUACAAAUGUACAGAGAAGCUUGAUUUAUCAAAAUUGAUUCAGGUAUCAAUGGAUGGACCAUCAGUUAAUUGGAAGUUUUUCAAACUGUUGCAGGAAAACAUGAGAAAAGAGUUUAAUUUUGAGUGCAUUGAUGUUGGUUCUUGUGGGCUUCACACUUUGAAUAAUUCAUUCAAAAAGGGUGAAUCUGCAACAGAGUGGGGUAUUUCAUCUGUUCUGACAUCUCUUUACUCUUUGUUCAAAGAUGCCCCAGCACGAAGGGAUGACUUUGAAAUAGACACCUGCGAGUACUCGAAAUUCGAGUUUCGAGUCGAGUUUUUUAGUAAUACUCGAACUCGAGCUCGUGGCUUUUCAACAACUCGAAAUUCGAGCGAGCUUUUCUUGCACUCUACCUAUAGAAAAAAAAACUCUCAUUAUAUCGGAAUAAAAGUCUUACAACACUAUUAUCCUUUACUUUAUAAUGUAACAUGAUCGACCGUAUACAUGAACACAUCAUUUUUACGUACCCGGGAUUUACGAAUUUCCGUGAUUAAUUUUUUUACUUCUAUAAUUUUCCGCAUAGCAUUAAUGUAUCACUUUCCUGCUUUAUGCGGAAGUAUUUCCCGCUUUAUGCGGAAACAUUUCCCGCAUUUUACUGUAAAAAGCGUUUAAAUUGUCCGGGGUCUCAUCAUUUACGCCAUUAAAUGUGUGAUAUAAAGUCCCGUUUAAAAUUUUUAUGAAAGUUCCUGCCAGUAAUGGCGCACGUAAAUAUAAAUAUGAAGAAAAGACAAAUGAACAACAACUUACGAAGAAAUAUGGAUGAUGUACCAUAACUACAGUACAAUUCCAAUAGUUAUCUUAAGAUAAUUACCAUAAAAAGAACUAAAGAUUCUUUGUAGAUACCAUAACUACUGCAGAAGCAUGAUAGUUACCACAUUUGCACUAUAGUUGCCGUAAUAACCGAGAUGUGUAUUUACCGUGAUGGUAAUGUAUUUAUUUAGGACAUAUUAAAAUUAAAGAACAUUAUUGAAAAAAAAAGGAUGUUAAAUCUUGAUAUGUACGGUUGGCACAUGUUGCUAAGAAAUAAUGUGAUCUGAAAGAAUGCAGUACUACUACGAAAAGUGAAAAGGGUACUCGUGGAUUUUUAGGUUAUGGCAGUCUCUCUUUCGUUUUUCAGUAAUAUCGGCCGAAAAUUAACAAGAGUAUUGGAAGUUGGCAGAAAUGCCGAUUCAACUAAAUAUUGGCAAAAUCGGCUUCUUCAGUACAGCUCUACAUUUGAUGACAUGAGUAAACAUAUUUCAGACUACAGGACAUUGAAAAAGACUUUAAUUUCCAUGUAGGUUUAUUGUGCGUAAGUUUUUUUUGCAAGUGUAAAUUGAAUUAAGUAAAAUGCUUCUAUUUUUAUUACUUUAAAUUGAUUAAACUUAAUGACAAGUUACAGAUAUUUGACACUAAUUUUGAGGUUAAACAAUUUGGUAAAUAUGUAGAGUAACGGUAUAUGCGAAAAAAAAUGCUAAAAAUCUAUGCUCUUUCACUUCCUCUUUUCAAAUCAACCGGCGGAGAUAAGAAAUUCCAAAUACUUUAGGAGAUAUAGAAUUUUUUAAUUUUGCAAUACAACACCUGUACAACCAUUAGACCGACGCCAUUUUUGUUAUUUUGCCGUAUGUUCGUGAAUGCUUAAUAAAUAAAAUGGUCGAUUAGGUCAGGUCAGUUACAUUAUUAAUACUUUCAAACUAAGCGGACAUAAAAAAUAAUGUGAAUUAAUUUCAAUGGUUCUUUAGUUUUAAAGUAUUUAUAAUGUAACUGACCUGACCUAACAAACCCGGACAAAUGAUGAACAUUAACAACUCACGUAAAAUAUUUUUGUUACUUAUUACUUGCGCAACAAUAUCCAAAUAAAAAAUAAGACUUUAAAAUUAGAAACGUUAAAAACCCACCUAAGUUGGAGGCGGGUACAUUUCCUUUGCCAUUAGAAGGAAAUGAUGUAGUCGUUCACCUACGUCGCGAUACCUCCGACGGAACAUUAAUAAAUAAAUAAAUAAUCACGUAUUGGUUCAUUUGAAUACUGGCCAAUCACGGAACUGUCACGUGACAAAAUUGUCCAAUAAGAAACAUAAUAGAUACUCGUAAACCAGAAACAAUGGUGAUCGCCACAUGAAUACCCAGGUAUUGUGAUGAAAAUUAAAAAAUUCGAUAUUCCUAAAGUAUUUGGAAUUUCUUAUCUCCGCCGGUUGAUUUGAAAAGAGGAAGUGAAAGAGCAUAGAAUAAAAGUAUUUUCGGAAUUUUAGCAUUUUUUUUUCCGCAUAUACCGCGACUCUACAUAUUUACCAACAAUUUUACUAAAGCAUUCCAGCCACACAGGUUGCCAGCGAGAAAUGCUUCUCAUCUGCUGUAAACACCAUCUCCAAUCGUAGAGCUAAUUUAACUCCUGAACGUGCAGAACAAAUUAUUUUUCUGCAUGAUAGAUUGAAGAACAGAAUUUAAUACUCUGUGACAAUCUCUCUCAGAAUUUUUGUGCCGAAAAGUGGAAAUGUUGAAACAAUGUGAAUGUACUUUUCAAACAACAUGAUUUUUGGUGCCCAGUUAGUUGAAGCUCAGUAAGGACUCCAGAAAAAUUGACAAAGAUGAAAUUAUUCCAAAGAUAUGUUACAUUUACACAAACAUAUACGUACUUGUAAACUGUGGUUAUGUUAGUUGGAUGAUAUCAGUUGCUAAUGAACCAAUGGAAACAGGUUAGAUUCAAUGGAAAACAUGUUUUUUUUCCUAGCAGUGCAAAUUAUAAAAGCACUCUGUAAAUAGUUACCCAAAAUUAAUAAGCCCACUUCAUUUUAAUACUUUAUUCAAACAUUAUACCUACUAAGUUUAAGGUAAAAAUAAUUUCCCAAAAGUGUAACUGUAUCACAAAAGCUCAAGCUUCGAGAACUUUCAAGUAAGCUCGCUCGAGCUUGGCUCAAAGUAAAAUUGAAAAAUUCUUAGGCUUGCAGACCUCUAAUGUAGGUCUAUCUAUUUAGUAGGCUAACAAUGAUAAUGGUUUCUUUUUUUAUUUCCAUAUUUUUCUCAAAAGUUCUCACAUUUUAUUACUCCAUCACAGUAAAUUUAUGUGCAAUAAACUUUAAAAAAAAACUCGAACUCGACUCGAUACUCGC
Molecule: messenger RNA, 4573 nt
Organism: Bacillus rossius redtenbacheri
Lineage: Eukaryota; Metazoa; Arthropoda; Insecta; Phasmatodea; Bacillidae
Exons: 2
Coding region: 735-1919 (394 amino acids)
Source: RefSeq, a predicted model, not a curated record